Pyricularia oryzae 70-15 is the source of this 378-nucleotide messenger RNA. RefSeq lists its product as uncharacterized. The transcript has 6 exons. The record is from RefSeq and is a predicted model, not a curated record. The coding region runs from base 1 to 378 and encodes 125 amino acids. NCBI's taxonomy places the organism in Eukaryota, Fungi, Ascomycota, Sordariomycetes, Magnaporthales, Pyriculariaceae.
AUGGUCGAAUACCAAGUAUGGUUAUUAGCGGCCCGUUCCUUAGUGGAGAUCAAACUGGUCUAUUCUGGUUCUGGCCGAAGUGGGCAUGGGAAACACUUCAGGGCGGCAAUCGAUAAAAUGACCGAAAAUAGCGAACGCACGCAUUCGGUGGCCCAGAAUGCGGCGCGUACUGGUUGUGGAGGGUGGAACAAAUAUUCGUCCGACUUCGUCUUACCACGCAUGUAUGGCUACCUAUCUACCUAUUUUGGCUUUGCGAAUAUCUAUGACAAGCCGACCUGGCCGAGUACGGAUGAUGGUUGCUCACCAUACAGGACUGCCACUACCUCGUGGGAUGCGUCGAGUCGGCCUGCGAUCGGGAAUGACCAGCAAAAAAGGUGA